UAGUGAAAGUUAGACGAAGAGAAACAGAACGUAGCCAUUUAUACUCAUGCGAUUGCACAUUAAUGUUAUUUCGAAACAACGAGACCAUCGAAAAAUUAAUAGUUUACAUGUCAACUAUGUAGAAAUAUCGGAAUUAUAUUUCCUUAAUUAUUAUAGGCUAAAGUGCACACGGGGUUUUGGUGUUCUUCCGUGAAGAUCUUUGUGCCAUACUUACCCACACAGAUAUGGUUCUAUCAAGUAUCAUCGCCCGAGUUCACCUAGUCACCGCCAUUGCCAUAACCGCCGCUUUCCCCAACGGCCAUUCGGCCAUACAAGAUCCCAUAUUAUCACCUCUCAGCGGCAUAGGCGAUAGCGUUAACAGUAAAAUUGCACAAGCAAUCAACCCCCAGAUGUUUAAUUUGGUGACGCCAUUUCCGGAUUCCGGUCGCAAGUGGGCCGUGCAGGAAUCGUCUGCGAAAGAGUCGUUUCCGAUUCAGUACGACAUCAAGUACGGAAACUUGCAAAAUUUCGUCGCUAAUUUGGUAAACCCGAGGCCAAUUGUAGACACCAUACAGGAACACGAAAAAUACGGCAACGAGGGAGACAAAAGCAGACAACUCGGUAUAUUCGUUGUCGGUGCUUUCGAAGGAUUUUCCAAUGCUAUUAACGCCGUUGUCGAUUUUUUAAAAAACGAAAUCGACAACCUAAUAACCGAAGCAGCUACAUCCCCAGCAAGAUGGUACUCGUUUUUACUUGGUGAGACAACUUUUCAAUAAUAGAUAUCCGGGGCAGCAGAUUGGAAGAAGGAAACCAAUCGAAUAGCCCGCACCGUCUCCAGAUUUAAAUCCAUUAUACGUUUUUAAUGGGGAUAUUUAAAUAGUAAAAUGUUCGUAAUUAGACCAA
Messenger RNA from Cylas formicarius (sweet potato weevil), 882 nucleotides. RefSeq lists its product as uncharacterized. Bases 225 to 755 code for a protein of 176 amino acids. The transcript has 4 exons. NCBI's taxonomy places the organism in Eukaryota, Metazoa, Arthropoda, Insecta, Coleoptera, Brentidae. The record is from RefSeq and is a predicted model, not a curated record.